This is a messenger RNA of Solea senegalensis (Senegalese sole), 914 nucleotides long. It is a transcript of the gene fkbp3, whose product is annotated as FKBP prolyl isomerase 3. Gene Ontology annotation, molecular function: peptidyl-prolyl cis-trans isomerase activity. Lineage: Eukaryota; Metazoa; Chordata; Actinopteri; Pleuronectiformes; Soleidae. The coding region runs from base 17 to 682 and encodes 221 amino acids. The record is from RefSeq and is a predicted model, not a curated record. The transcript is spliced from 7 exons.
CAGUUCGCCUUUCAAAAUGGCGACUGAACCAGCACGGGAAUGGAGCGAUGAGCAGCUAAAAAGUGACGAUUUGCCUAAAAAGGACAUCAUAAAAUUCAUUCAGGACAAUGCUGCUCACUCGUUCCUCAAUGAACACAAGCUGCUGGGAAACAUAAAAAAUGUCGCCAAAACAGCAAAGAAAGAACAACUCAUCGUAGCCUACAGUCAGCUCUUUGAGAGCAAAAGAUUUAAAGGCACUGAACCUGUAGAAGAAGUAACUGAGCAGGUUAAACAAGUGAAAAUCGAAGACAAGCCCAAAGAAGCCAAAACAGAGGUUGUAUAUGAGGGUCCACCCAAGUACACCAAGUCAGUGCUGAAGAAAGGUGACAAGACCAACUUCCCAAAGAAAGGUGAAACUGUGAGCUGCUGGUACACUGGUACCUUGGAGGAUGGAACCGUGUUUGACACCAAUAUUCCUGCAGCAGCCAGAAAGAAGAAGCAGACUAAACCACUGAGCUUCAAGAUUGGCUUGGGAAGAGUCAUCAGAGGUUGGGAUGAAGCCAUUCUUACAAUGAGCAAGGGUGAACAUGCCCGAUUGGAGAUUGAAUCAGAUUGGGCCUAUGGUAAAAAGGGUCUCCCUGACUCAAAAAUUCCACCCAACGCAAAGCUGAUUUUUGAGUUGGAGCUUGUUGCUGUGGAUUAAAUACAUUUUUGCCAGCAUGCUUCUAAUUUCUAGGAUGGACAACACACCAGAAUGAUUGUGCUCAGUUCCUCUGCACUUUGAUUAAUCAUAUGUACAAGACUCGGUUAAGUAUUAACAAAACCAGUUAUAUUUUUUGUUAUUGGUCAAAAUUGAAUGUCUUAUUAAUGUACAUAUCCUGAGACCAUGUUUUUGUUCUUUUAUGCAAUUGAUAAAUAAACAUGUUCAUAUUGCA